AUGGAAUUCUUCCGGCAGGCCCGGUCUGUGGACCUAGUACAAUACCAGGACUUCCUGGAAUGGGCACUGAGUGGAGGUCAAGAGCCCUUGGUUCGUUCCUUCCCUGGCACAAUUUAUGAUGAAAACAGACCGAGGGGAGGUAACUUGGCUGGCAAAGAACAGGACAGCAAGAUUCGGGGAGCCAGUCUGCCUCCUUUUGGAAGGUACUGUGUGAAUGGAGACAGGAAGUUGAAACUCAGGAUCCUCCUGCUUUACGUGGGAGAUCCUUUCUCCGAAUUGCUGAUGGAUCAUUUCCAGGAGUUUGUGUCCCAGGGAGCAGCAGUAGGGGAAAGAAGGGUUUUCCCUAAGAAACUUUUCUUCCUUCUUCCUGAAGCAAAAUCAGAUUCAGAGCCCAGUACCUUGGACUCCCAGUCUUCGACCACCUUGUUCCUCUCCUCGGAGGAGCCAGGCCCCUCCACUGCCGCCCUGCCAUCUCCCUCCUCCUCUUCCUGUGAGCCCCAGGCCUUUUCCCCAGGUCCGCCAGUGCUGCCCCCGCUGUUGCCUCCGCUCCCCGCAGCCUCGGCGCCCCCAGGCCCCGGCGCCUCCCGGCGCACAGGCCGCUACUCGGUCGUCGCCUCCUCUCCGGAGGCCGCCCCGCGUCUGGUCGACUGGCUCCCCGGUUGCCCUUCGACCACCUCUCCCAGCACACGCGGGGAUGACAAGGAGCGGCCGCCGCCAGUCCUGGCACCGGCCGAGGGCCCGGAAAGGAGCCGCGCCCCGCGCCCCAGCACCGCGGGCAGGGAGGAGGGCACCGUGGACGCGGGUAUAUCCCCGCCGCCCCGAGCCCGGCCCGCCGCUGCGGCGAGCUUGGAGGCCCACGUCGGGGACAUCCUGGUGGAGCUGCGGACCAUGAACGGUCACCUGGACAUCAUAGCGCGGGCCCUCACCAAACUGGCUUCGUCCCUGGGGCCCCAGCCUGAGCCGCUGCCAGAUGCUCCGGAUGCCAACUAAUGGAGCUCGGCGAGGCUGGGCUGCCCCGGGGCCAAGGGAUCGCUUGCACCAGGCAUCCCUGCCUGUCCUUCCCCAGCAGCGAAGAGCGCCCGGCGGAGGAGCGGUUGCUCUGCGCAGCUGCCUAGCGGAACGCACUGCCCUAGCGUUUCAACGUGAAACAGACCCGUUUGCGCCUCGCACCCUCUUCCUCGGCUCUCUCACGGCGGCCCCUGCCCCGGCUUCCUGGCCCUUCACAUGCCCUUCUCUGGUCUUGAGCUCCUAGCAGAAAAAGUGCCUGGAGACGGCGGUGGCACCCUGCGAAGGAUGCUUAGAGAAACACUCUUUCACAUCCCAUUCCUGCGACUUCCGCGUGGUGUGGAGGGAGAGGAGCUCAAAGCAUGUCACCAAAGCAGCAGCGAGGCCAGCUUCAGCGUUGGUGGGGCAUCCAUCUCUGGUGACGUUCACAAGUUUGUUUGUUUUUAAAGUCGUUUUUGGAAAAAUUUUUUUUUUCUCAUAAACACAUUUCAAGAAGUUUGGAAAAUAGAGAAAUGAAACAAAAUCUGGUGUAUUUGGGGAAAAGGGGGGUAUUUAAGUCUUUCUUAUGAAUAAGAAAGUAUUUUGUGUAAUAAAAAAAAAUUUA
Messenger RNA from Symphalangus syndactylus (siamang), 1609 nucleotides. RefSeq lists its product as uncharacterized. The record is from RefSeq and is a predicted model, not a curated record. NCBI's taxonomy places the organism in Eukaryota, Metazoa, Chordata, Mammalia, Primates, Hylobatidae.